AUGGCGAAUCAAGUCGCAGACGAUGGACGCUGCGUCUUCGUCGCAGGCAUUCCCAAACAUGCAGAGUGGCAAGAGCUGCAGGACUACAUGAGGACUGCAGGUGAGAUCGAGUACUGCGACGUGCUGUACAAUGAUUGGGGGCAGUCACGAGGACUCGGCUUCGUGCGCUUCAGGACUCAAGCAGAAGCCCUUCAAGCCAUUACCAGCCUCGACAACAGCUCAAUGGAAGGCAAGACAGUGCAUGUGUCUGCGUGGACUGGCCGGCCACCGAACCCCAACAGCCACGGAAAGAUGAUGCACCAGAUGUUGGCUUGGUAUGGACGUACCCAGAAGAAGCUGAAGCUUGACCCCGAGAAGGCCGCCUUGGUAGAUCGAAUCAAGAGCUUCCAAAAGUCUGGCCAGGAGAAGAACGAGACCUGGUAUGCCUUCUGUGGCGAAGUGAAGGAUCCGGCCCGGCAUGAUGCAGAGAAGCUCAAGGAGUUCAUUGCCGUGGCUGCGGUGCCAUGA
Symbiodinium sp. CCMP2456 is the source of this 507-nucleotide messenger RNA. The record is from the annotation of a GenBank genome assembly. Lineage: Eukaryota; Dinophyceae; Suessiales; Symbiodiniaceae.